Messenger RNA from Plasmodium gaboni, 740 nucleotides. RefSeq names its product cytoadherence linked asexual protein. The record is from RefSeq and is a predicted model, not a curated record. The annotation marks the transcript as partial. The transcript has a single exon. Gene Ontology annotation, biological process: adhesion of symbiont to microvasculature. NCBI's taxonomy places the organism in Eukaryota, Apicomplexa, Aconoidasida, Haemosporida, Plasmodiidae.
AUGGUUUCAUUCCUUAAAACAUGUAUUUUUAAUAUAAUAUUCAUUUUAUAUAUAAAUGAAAACGUAAUAUAUUCAAAAAAAAAUGAAUAUCAAAAUGAAACUAUUAUUAAAAAUAUCAAAAAUGAAAAUAAAAAUAUAAAUAAAAAUGUAAAUGAUAAUGAUAAUAUCAAUCAGUUAAAAUCCAUGAUUGGAAAUAAUGAUCUACAUAAAAAUUUAAAAAUAUUAGAAAAAUUAAUUCUAGAAUCUUUAGAAAAAGAUAAAUUAAGAUAUCCUGUCAUUAAAGAAGACACAGAACAAUUAUUAGAUAUAUCGAAAUUUAAAAAAAAAUAUAUUAUAGAUAAGAAUGAAGAAUACUACGUCAUACCUACUCUUCAAUCAACGUUUCAUGAUAUUGUAAAAUAUGAAUAUUAUAUGAAAGGACAAUUAAUAGAAGUUUAUAAUUCUAAUAUCUCAGAUAUAAUAAAAAAAAAAUUAUUUAUUGUAAGAACCUUGAAAACUAUAAAAUUAAUGCUUAUACCAUUAAAUUAUUACAAACAAAAUAAUGAUUUAAAAAUUGCUCUCGAAGAAUUAAAUAAUGUAUUUAUAUCAAAAAAUGUUGAAGAGAAAUCAAUUAAUCCAAUAAUUGACGACGAGACAUUUUUUAGUAAUUUGAUAAACGAUGUUAGUGAAAUUAAAAAAAAUAAAGAGAUAGAAAAUAAAGGCGAAACACUUAUACUAGGAGAUAAUAAAAUAGAUGUAAU